Molecule: messenger RNA, 1548 nt
Organism: Chrysemys picta bellii (western painted turtle)
Lineage: Eukaryota; Metazoa; Chordata; Testudines; Emydidae
Product: oocyte zinc finger protein XlCOF6-like
Biological process (GO): regulation of transcription by RNA polymerase II
Cellular component (GO): nucleus; nucleoplasm
Molecular function (GO): RNA polymerase II cis-regulatory region sequence-specific DNA binding; DNA-binding transcription repressor activity, RNA polymerase II-specific
Source: RefSeq, a predicted model, not a curated record
ACGCGAGCGCCCUUACCCGGAUCCGAUUUCACUCCGGCGUGGCCGCGCGCGGACACUGCCCCGGGCCGGGACCCGCAGGAGGUCUGUGUACAACCGCCCAGCCCGGGCUGGUCCCCGGGAGACAGGGGCUUGGUCCCGGCCGGGUGCGACUCCCCUGGCUCCCUCGGUGCAAACGGGCCGGGAACUGGCUGGGAGCGUCCGACCGGAGCGGAGUCUGCGGGGCCUGCCUCGGUGCGGGGCGCCGGGCUGCAAUGCGGAGCUCGCUGCGUCUCGCUUCGCUUUCCACGCGUGCCCCAGCCCCGCUCCGCGCUCGGCGGCAGGACGCCCCGGGCGGGAGCGGCCGGAGUCACACCGCACGGGCUAGUGGCCAGGCGGUGCCGGGAAAUCAGCUCGCCCUUGGCGAGUCACGCCGAGCCUGCGCCAUUGUGCGGGGCUCGCAGCCUUGCAAUGCAUCCCUGGGAGCGGCGGGAGCACUUCCUGCCAGGGAAGGCGGCUGCCCGCGAUUGCGGCAAUUUCCUGUUUGAUCGGGGGUGGGAACGGGCUGACAGGCCUCCGCCAUGGAGAGGAGCCGGGCCAGACAAACCCCGGCCCCAGGAUCGGGCCGGGGAGCAGAGCUCGGGGUAGUGUCAGAGCUUCUCUCGCCCCACAACAGAAGUUGGUCCAAUAAAAGAUCUCACCUCCCCCACCUUGUGUCUCUCGUCUCCUGGGCCCCACAGGCGACAACACCACUGCAGACACACGUCUGUCCUCUGUACGGCUCCGUAUCCUCCCAGAGCAGCCCCCUUCCCGGGCUCAAAGACAGUCUGGUCACCGUGUGCGGAUGAAUCCAGAAAGCGACCUGCAAAGGGUGCCUUUCCUGGUAGCUGCUGAAAUCAGACCAGAGCCCCUCUGCGCUGGCAGCCAUUAAGAGAGAAAAACCAGGAUCUCUAAAUACUGAUUGAUAAAAAAGACCAGAUCUGGAGUCCUCCUUAUCUGCUGAGUUCCAGCCCAGACAGCCCAUCUACACCCGGUGCAUCCCAGCCCCAGAGGGGAAUGGCUGAGGAGAUCUCCGCUCAGAGCCUGGUAACGUUUGAGGAUGUCAGUGUCUAUUUCUCCCCGGAGGAGUGGGAGAUUUUGGAAGAGUGGCAGCGGGAGCUUUACCGGGACGUCAUGAGGGACAACUAUGAGCUUCUGAUCUCAAUGGCAGGUCAUUCUGUUAUGAAACGUGACCUCCCGCCACGGACCGAGCGAGGGGAGGAGCCACCCCAUCCCAGGGAAUGGAGCGACGCAGAGGAAAAGGUGACUCCGCAAAGCUGCUUCACAGAUGAUGAGAACUUUACUAUAAAAUCAGAACCACCUGACCCCUUACCAGAGAGAUCAGAAGAGAAUCUCUCCAUGUCUCCAGACUGGAGAAACACCUACAAGAUCCAGCGCAAACCACAAAGGCAACAGAUGUACCAUGCAGGAGCCAAGCAUGAGAAGGUAACUAUAAAAUUAGAGCCAAGUGAGUCCCCAUCAGAAAAGUCUGAAGAAGAUCUUUCCACGUCUUCAGACAUCUACAGGAUCCAG